AUGACAGACGCAGCUCGUUGGAAAGCUACGAUUUACGUCGGAGGCUUAGUUUCGAUGGCCACCACUAGCAAUCUUCACGAUGUUUUCUUACCCUUUGGUGAGAUCGUGGAUGUUACACUACCCAAGAAUGAUGCGCCAAACGCAACCGAGCCUCAUAGAGGCUUCGCCUAUAUCGAAUUUGAAGAUGCGGAUGAUGCCAAAGAAGCCAUCGACAACAUGGAUCAGGCAGAGUUAUUCGGAAGAGUCUUGAAAGUAUCCGCCGCCAAACCCCCUAAAAGCGCCGAGGAAGGACUAGGCGGCAAAACAGCCAUAUGGGAGCAGGAGGGAUGGCUUGCUGAACAUAAUGUGAGCGAGGAGGAUCGUACUGCAACAGCGGGGGCUAGAAGCGCCGUCGACGACAGGCCAGAGGAUCCAAUGCAAGGACUAGAAGGGCUUGACUUUGCCGGACCAAAGCCAGAGUGA
Hypoxylon fragiforme is the source of this 462-nucleotide messenger RNA. RefSeq names its product RNA recognition domain-containing protein. The transcript has 2 exons. The coding region runs from base 1 to 462 and encodes 153 amino acids. Gene Ontology annotation, molecular function: RNA binding. The record is from RefSeq and is a predicted model, not a curated record. Lineage: Eukaryota; Fungi; Ascomycota; Sordariomycetes; Xylariales; Hypoxylaceae.